ACUGAAAGUGCUAUUUUAAAAAAAGACGAAGACAAAUUGACUCCAUAAGAAACGGAUCCUUAAGAUUUGAGCAAGAUGAGGAGACUUUUCGCAUGCUUGAUCGUCCUAUGUGUUCUCAGCAACGUGAAGAGUUACGAUUUAUAUGAAAAGCUAAUUGCAUCGGUGAGAAGUCUGCAACAGGUAAGAUUUAACUCGGAUGCUUAAUAAUUAGGUCUUAUCCUCCACAACUAAGACUUGUCAUCGUGGGGUAGCACAUAGUUACCAAUAUUUUGCUUUUUUAACGUUGUUUUGCCAGGGUUUUAAAAAUUAAGCCAAUUUUUCGUCUCGUGCAGAAAAAACUGUCUGUUUCUCCUAGCGCUUUAGAACGCUUUUCAAAGGUGUGGCGUAUUCCAGUGAAAGCUGUUUAGCAUGGUAGCCGUUGAACUUCAGUUGCGGUGUCUUUUUUCAGUUCAUUUUUUCCAAACAAAUUUAUAGUUUUCUCCUUCCCGUUCUUCUCACAUUUCGAUCACAAUCGAAAGUUCACGACAGCGUCUGAUCUUCGCCAGAUAAAUAUAUUUUGAGCUGAAGAAUUUGAGAGAAUCUGAAUAGGGCGCAACUCCCGGAACUGUUGGCAUAAGGAAGCCUAAAGGGAUAACGCAGUAGGUUGAGCAUUCGCCUCUGCCCACCAACGUGGCCCUGGUUCAAAUCCCGAUGUCGACGCCAUAUGCGGGUUGAGUUUGCUGUUGGUUCUCUCCCUUGCUCCUAGAGGUUUCCGCUUCAGUUAGGCUCUGGUUUUCCCCUCUCCUUUAAAACCAGCACCUCCCAAUUCGAGCUCUUAGUGCUCCGUUGGUAAACAAAUUACAAUACAAAUACAAAACAAUACGUGCACAUCGCCGACGGGGUAAAAAGAACGUCCAGGAAACUCCCACAGAAUGGGACCGGUAUAAGCUCCUAGCGUGAAUCUGUAGAUGAGCAUAAGAGGUUUGUUUAGUAGAAAUAUAUUUAAGUCCUUUUGCUGUCUUCCUUCAUAACUAAACUUAAAAAAUAUAAGAAAAUUUAUGAUCUGGGACAAACGUCUUCGAUCGCUUCAUUAGUAUCAUGCUACGCUUAAGCCUUAUGAAAAUCAUGGAUUCUUGAAAUAUUGACAGGGGAAGUUUGGUCUAUUAUUUGGUCAGUCUGGCGUGCGUAAAAAAUUAAAAAGAACUUUUCAUUGUUUGUCUGAUAAGUCUAGAUGGUUUUAUAGGUGGCAAAUUCGGGAAAGUGCAAUUUUUCUAAAAAAAAAAACCAGGAGCCUAUCACCUGAAAAACUCAUGUGUCGAUCAUCCCACGAUAACAUAAAGAACCAACAUUACAACAAAAUUCAAACCAUCCAAAGCAGUGAUUAGUUAUUAACCAUAAGGCAACCAAAUGGUACGUCGUUACAUUCCACUUUAACAUCAUGUUCAUGUGGAGCACACGUGAAAAGAUCGAACUUUCACCUCACAAGGGGGAAUUUUAAUUUUGAAAAAAAUCGAUGGACGAAAAGAUACAUUGAUUGCUUGGUAGUAGUACGGAACGAACCUCAGAAGAGCGUAUAGCGGGAACAAAAAAAAUGCAAAAAACAACAAUAUAAAAAAACGCAAAAAAGUGUUUUCCUCGCUGUAAGGAUCAGUUUAUCAUUUUCUUUUCUUACUGCGGAUCCUUGUCUACAUAUGAGCCGGAACUCCUUACUGCUUUGGGGCUGCGGAGUUUGUUAUCGUAAUAAUGGCAUUUUUGUGAGGCGAUUUUACUGUAAAAUGGCCGGUAUAUCAAAAAAAAAAAAAGCUGCCACGAUAAUUUUUUUUUUGCAAAAGUUACAUAGCACUUGCAAAUCAUUAUCGCUAAGGUGACUAUCUACUUCAAUUGUUUCACUUACAGAAAACCUCUCUCCCUGGAUCAGUAGCGUAAACUCAGUUGGGGGAAAGGUUGCCUUCAGGUCCCAGUUGUUCAAUGCACAGGGUGACUAAUCUCUAGCCAGUGGAUAGCGCAAGUGCGUUUCCUAUUUAUCAUCUGCUGAAUAGUGAUUAUCCUGCAAGCAAGCCUGUGUAUCCGGGGCGCUACUGCCUCGUAGCGCUAUUUUAAACCUUUGAAUCUCUAAGAGUGAUCAGCAUCAAAUUUCUCCUUGUAAUAUCAAUGCUUUGUAAAACAGAGUUGUCAUGAGAAUUACGGACAUGAUCACACAAGGUGAAUUUGCUUGAUAUUUUAUCAAUUUCUCCCCACUAUUUCUGUAGGAAAUGAAAAGGGGCAACAAAUGAGAACUGAAAUUAGUCUGAUCUUAGGGUUUAAAGGGUUAAACGUUUGAAGAACCGGGUCCAGAUGUUCAGACUGCCUCUUGCAUGUUUUUUAGGCAUAUGCAAAUGAACCCAAAGAAGUUCAAGAAAGGAUGCUCAGUUUGUAUCUUAACACAUAUACAAGGCACUUACCUUCGUCAGCACAGCUAUUUAACGUAUAUGAAGACAUCUCAUCAGAUGGAACUUUGGGUGCAGGUCGUUCUGUACUGAGGAAAUCCAACCCGUGGGAGAACAUCAGACGUCGUUAUGUAGCGAACUCAAACGACGACAAACGUUUUAAAGCCUUAAUGAAACAACUUGAAGCGCGAGAGUCAAAGAUGCCAGAGAACAAGUUUCGUUCGGAAAUUGAGGGUUUGAAGUAAGCUAGAAAACUAACAAAAUGAGAAUUACCUUGACGCAAAAGAAUCAGAACAUUUAGCAUGUAUAGACUACCUAAUUUGUAUAGUCUCCGAGAUGGAUGGACUCAAUAGAUUACUGAUGAUGAUUGUAAUUCAAAAUAGGUGAGUCAGCAGAGUCUAAAUUGUUCAGUAAAAUUGUAAUUUUAGGUAGAUAACAAACUAUAACAUUUGUCGCGGUGGGAGAACAACCGGCCCCGAGGAGUACUCCCUUAUAUAAGCUAUAUAGGUAUGUGUUAAGAAGAUGACUGACGACUAUGAUUUCCCAGGCUUUAAUUAUAAUUUACUGAAUAAAUGUAAAAUUAAGCAAUAUGUAGAUCUUAUGCAAAAGAAAUAUAUCACUUACUGGAAUCAUACCCUUCAACAUUCACAAAAACUUAACUUUUAUUAUAAAAUCAAAACGAAUUAUAACCCUUCUGUCUACCUAGAUUUAACAAGAAAGAACCCUUCUAGGAAAACAUUAGUGAAACUGAGAAUAAGCAGUCACAAACUUAGGAUUGAGACAGGUAGAU
Molecule: messenger RNA, 3195 nt
Organism: Porites lobata
Lineage: Eukaryota; Metazoa; Cnidaria; Anthozoa; Scleractinia; Poritidae
Source: the annotation of a GenBank genome assembly